AUGGCGUCUCUUGCAGGGCGGCUCCUCGGGCUGGCUUCUUUGGCUUCAGCCUUUGUCAGUCGAGACGGGACCGGCCGUCUCCCAGCUAUGGGAUGGAACUCUUGGAACGAGUACGAAUGCAACAUCAGCGAGGGAGUCUUCAUCACCGUGGCCAGGCAGUUGGUUGACUUGGGGCUCAAGGACCUCGGCUAUGAAUACGUCAACAUUGAUGAUUGCUGGAGCGACAAAGAACUAAGACGUGACGCAACGACCGGCGAGUUGAUACCCGACGCCGAGAAAUUCCCUCGGGGCAUUGUCAAGGUGGCAGAGGAGGUCCACUCACUGGGGCUGAAGUUGGGCAUCUACAGUGAUGCAGGCACCGAUACAUGUGGUGGUUACGCAGGAUCACUCGGGUAUGAAGAACUGGAUGCUGCAACAUUCAGCAAAUGGGGCAUUGACUCAGAGGGCCAAGAUCUCAAGUACGACAACUGCAAUGUGCCACCAGAAUGGGCUGAUGAAUACGAGUACAUCCCCGAGGAACCAGCCAACAAUGCCCCCCCUGGCUAUGACUGGGGGACAUCCAACACCGCUAAACGCUACCGUGUUAUGCAUGACGCCCUCCAAAGACAGAACCGCACCAUCCAAUACUCACUCUGCGCCUGGGGCCACGCACACGUCGAGCGCUGGGGUAACAGCACCGGUCACUCGUGGAGAAUGUGGGGAGACAUCUUCCCCGCGUGGAAGGGCAAAGAGAAAUGGAGCUGGGGCCUGAUGCCGAUUGUCAACCAGGCAUCACUGUUUUGGAAUUAUACUGAUUUCGGAAGCCACAAUGACUGGGACAUGCUCGAGGUUGGCAAUGGGGACCUGACGAUCGAGGAGAACCGCAGCCACUUUGCUCUUUGGUGUGCUUUGAAAAGCGCGCUUAUCGUCGGAACCCCCCUGGAUACAUUGGCGUUGAGAAAGCCCAUUCUCGACAUUCUUUCCAACAAGGAGCUGAUCGACUUCAACCAAGACCCGGUUUAUGGUGCUUCGGCCAUGCCCUACAAAUGGGGCAACGACAGGCCCGCCAACACGUCGGACAGGGACCAUCCGGCUGCUUUUUGGGUGGGCACAUCGGUCAAGGGGAUCCAUGUUUUUCUGCUCAAUACACAUGACACGGCUGUAAACAUGCGGGCUGUCUUUGCCGAGAUCCCACCCUUGAAGUCUGGGGGCAAGGGUUAUUUGGUACACGACAUGUGGACAGGGGAGGAUCUCGGGAUUUUUAGGAAGUAUUUUGAGUUGGAGGUCAAGGCGCAUGAUACUGCCGCGCUGACAAUUACCAAGGCUGAUGGUAAGGCAUCGUCAAAUGGGCUUAGAUGUCUCAGCUCGCUGACUUUAAGUUUCAGGGAAACAUCCUAA
Molecule: messenger RNA, 1377 nt
Organism: Podospora anserina S mat+
Lineage: Eukaryota; Fungi; Ascomycota; Sordariomycetes; Sordariales; Podosporaceae
Exons: 3
Coding region: 1-1377 (458 amino acids)
Biological process (GO): carbohydrate metabolic process
Molecular function (GO): hydrolase activity, hydrolyzing O-glycosyl compounds
Source: RefSeq, a predicted model, not a curated record